This is a messenger RNA of Sclerotinia sclerotiorum 1980 UF-70, 177 nucleotides long. RefSeq lists its product with no specific name. NCBI's taxonomy places the organism in Eukaryota, Fungi, Ascomycota, Leotiomycetes, Helotiales, Sclerotiniaceae. Bases 1 to 177 code for a protein of 58 amino acids. The transcript has a single exon. The record is from RefSeq and is a predicted model, not a curated record.
AUGGUUUUUGUGGUGGGGGUGGGGGUGCUUGGAGGGUUGUAUGAGGGGAGGGAGGUCGAUUUGAGGAGGUUGGAUGAGGAGUUUGAGAGGGGGUUAGGGGAAAAGGAGGGGGAAGGGGUGAGGGGGAAGCGCGAGGGGCGAGGGAUGGGGAAGUGGGGUGAUAGGGAAGAAGUUUGA